ACCAUCCAAGCAUGUUGCCACAGAGAAGUGCUAUGGCAUUGAAACUGUGUUUUUUUGUCGAUAAGAUUCUCUGGCAUCCGGAAACGGAAAGAACGCACCUGCGAUUCGCUGGCCAGAACUGUUCGAUGCAAGUACUAUUCAAUUUUUCCUCCCGAUUCUUGACUGUUAUGUUCCGAUCAACCCAACAGCACAUGUUUUUGUGAACUGAAUUCUGUUUCUUGCCUCGAAACGAGCAUUUCGCUUCGAACGAAACAAUGGAAAAAUAGAAUUGCAUGUAACAUAGUWCGCCGUGACCUGCCCUCCGCCGACGACACCRAUCUUUCCGCGGCCGACUUCGAGAUAKCUUCGUGUCGAACGCCUGCCAUUCUUCUACGGGCAUCCGCUAUAAAGGUUGGAACUGAUACUUUUGUCCGGAAAGCGACGCCUCGUACAUCAGGCCCCCGAUCGUACUGGUAAACACUGCCAUUCCCUUGGUAUACAUGAGCGUGUUCGAGGUCUUUGUGAUGUUGUACUUCGUGCCCGUGACGUUGGCCUGGACGCCAAUGUUGUUGUCGAUCGUGCUGACCUUGGCACCGGCACUCGCCGUCAGCGCCACYGCGUUGGCGUCGGCUCCGAACUCGAAGCCGUCGACGACGAAUCUCUGGUAGUCUAUUUCCCGCUCGAAGAAAAUGAUCAUGRCGUAGACCUGCCCUCCAAACUGGGGCCCGAAGCUGGCCUGGAACAUCUUGCUGGUCCCGGUUUUUUCGACACCGUCCUCCUUGCGAACGUAGACGUCGCCCUUGCCGCCGGCGCCUCCGACGACGGCGACUCCGACCUUGGUAAUGGUAGGGAAGAUGGCAUACCCGUAGGCGUUGUCGAGGUAAGGGCCGCAGCUCUCUUGUUUCUUAAAUUGCUCCAUAKUCGUGGGGGUUGCUGCUGCUAGAAGUGUAUUUGGAUGUGGUGAUCUUGUUUCGUUCACAAUUUAGACUGUUUGCUAUCCACACUAGAGAACAGUGUCUCGUAUUGCGAAUUUUUAUUUUUUAUCUUCGCAAAAUUUCGUCGUCCUUCGUCCUCAACCGACGACGCAAGCUACGCUACGCUACGCAACGUCAUGUA
Pseudo-nitzschia multistriata is the source of this 1095-nucleotide messenger RNA. Lineage: Eukaryota; Bacillariophyta; Bacillariophyceae; Bacillariales; Bacillariaceae. The record is from the annotation of a GenBank genome assembly.